Messenger RNA from Zerene cesonia (dogface butterfly), 5315 nucleotides. RefSeq names its product ATP-sensitive inward rectifier potassium channel 12 (gene Irk1). Bases 613 to 2658 code for a protein of 681 amino acids. Gene Ontology annotation, biological process: potassium ion import across plasma membrane; regulation of monoatomic ion transmembrane transport. Gene Ontology annotation, molecular function: inward rectifier potassium channel activity. Gene Ontology annotation, cellular component: plasma membrane. The record is from RefSeq and is a predicted model, not a curated record. Lineage: Eukaryota; Metazoa; Arthropoda; Insecta; Lepidoptera; Pieridae. The transcript is spliced from 10 exons.
CUUCGACCAACAUACCUCGCGGUAUUUAUUUUUUAACGGCUGCGAAUAUACAAGUAUAGGACAAAACAUUUAUUCAGCCAGUCACUGCUCUGAACGCAUCGACGCCAUUCGUCGCGCGCACGCCGUUUAUUUCCCGCCGCAAAUUUAAAUCGCGCAACGAAAAGUAUCACUCAUUCCAUUCAUUCAUACUUAAUUAAAUAUGCCUAAAAAGAAAUAGUGCAUUUAAAAACGUAUUAUAGUUAAUCGCGUUUUUUUAAUUUGGGACAUGUGCUAAUUGUGACUGCUUUAAGUGACUUGUGUCCCGCAUGAUUAGCGCGUUUUCGUCGCUGUGAUAGUGCAUUGUGAAACUCUAUAACCUGUGUUUUGAACGUUUUUCAAUUUACGUUCUGUUUCGUGAAAUUCAUUUCGCGAAACGCUGUGAUAAACCUUCUUUAUGAUAGGUCCAUAUAUGAAGUGUCAACAUUUUUACCCCAAACAUUAUGAUUUACAAAUGGAUAUUAUGAUAAGAGUGAAGUGUUGUCAAGAAACUAAAAAUCCGAAGUGACCAAGUGGUGCGGGUGUCUGUUUUGCUACGUUCCGUUUCUUAAUCCUUUGUCCAUUCAAAUCUUCAAUAUGUCCGAUAAAACGUCAUCGUCCGUCGGCCCGAGGAGUUUCGAGACGAUUUCUGAGGAGGACGGUGAAUCGCCGUGGGAGAAACUGUUGGGUGAUGUGAAGGCUGCUGUCCCUACAAUUAUAACGACGAACGCGUCGAACGGGACGAUGUCCCCGAGCGCCGGGGACGCGUCUCCGCCGCGCAUGGACGUCGAGUCCAACAAGCUGACGCGCUCUAAGAGCCUCAACCAGCGCAGGAACAGCAGCGGCCUCCUCAGCACCAUCCCGCGGCAGCUUAGGCUGUCCCUUCGCGGUGUUCGCAGCGAACCUUCCAGUGUUAAGGAUGUACCCACUACCAGAAAUGAGAGUGCCCUAAACCUUCUUCUUAAAUAUCGCCAAGCCCGAUACGCAGCGAGACGUGUGCGAAAGCGAGUUAUUUUCAAGCACGGAGACUGCAAUGUGGUCCAAUGGAACGUGGCUAAGCGCAGGCGCCGAUACCUUCAGGACAUCUUCACGACCCUCGUGGACGCGCAGUGGCGUUGGACGUUACUCGUGUUCGCUCUCUCCUUCAUCCUUUCCUGGCUCUUAUUCGCUCUAAUCUGGUGGCUCAUUAUCUUCACACACGGCGAUCUGAACCCCCCUACAAAUUCCAGUGAACCACUAGUCCCAUGCCUCAAUAAUGUAAAUUCCUUCACUGGUUGUUUCCUCUUCUCUGUUGAAACUCAACACACCAUCGGUUAUGGCUCAAGAACGACAAAUGAAGAAUGCCCUGAAGCGAUUUUCGUAAUGUGCCUUCAAAGUAUUGUCGGCGUUUUCAUUCAAGCAUUCAUGGUUGGAACCGUAUUCGCCAAGCUCUCUAGACCAAAAAAACGUGCCCAAACAUUAUUGUACUCCCGAAACGCUGUCAUUUGCUUACGUGAGGGCCAACUGUGCCUGAUGUUCCGUGUCGGAGACAUGAGAAAGUCCCAUAUCGUUGAAGCACAUAUAAGAGCGCAAAUUAUUCGCCGCAAGGUGGGUCUAAUAUUCGCGAAGCUGGCUCGGGCCAAAAAACGUAAUACAACUCUGCUGUUCUCGAGGAACGCGGUUAUUUGUCUGAGAGACGGCGAAUUUUGCCUUCUGUUUCGAGUUGGCGACAUCAGAAAAUCGCACAUCUUGGAAGCGCACGUUCGAGCUCAGAUUAUUAGAAAAAAGAUCACCAGAGAGGGAGAGUUAUUGCCAUUUUACCAACAAGAGCUGAAGGUGGGAGCUGAUGGAGAAGAAGACAGACUGAUGUUCAUUUGGCCCAUGACUAUUGUCCAUAAAAUUAAUGAGAAGUCGCCGCUUUACAACCUUUCUGCCUCAGAUAUGUUAAGGGAGAGAUUUGAGAUUGUUGUUAUGCUUGAGGGUGUGAUUGAGUCAACCGGUAUGACGACUCAAGCGAGAAGUAGCUUUUUACCGUCAGAGAUUCUGUGGGGACACCGAUUUGAAACUAUGGUAUCUUUCCGAAAAGAUACUGGAGAAUAUGAGGUGGACUACACACGUUUUAACAACACAUACGAAGUGGACACGCCUCUCUGUUCCGCGAAACAACUCGACGAGCUCCGAGCCACCGUCUCCACUUCCCAGAAAUUAGAUCGCAUGCUCGGCACCAUUCCAAAGUCUUUCUCUAACGAUACAUUAGACAUGAGCUCAGUCGAUUCCAUGUCCCUGGACGAGCACAUAGAGAUAAAGAUACCUGAAGCGCGCGCGAGAGAGAACAGGCUAAUGGCGCAGAACAACUUCGUGCAGCACGUCAACGAGAAGAAGAACUCCAGUCACACGCACUUGGCGGUCGAGAACGGCCACGAAGCUCUCCCGAAGAUCAACUCGGCUAUCGCGAUAGAUAAGACAGAGCGAGACGGACAUAUGCACAGGAGCCACAGCCACGCGAGCAUGAAGAGGAUGCACGGUCUCGCGCCGAACGGCAUCGGCCAUAUGGCGAACGGCCAUGAUCAUAGAGCGGAACACAAUAAAAUCAAAAAGUCACCAAGCGAGCAUCAGAUGGAGUCGGUGAUCCCGAUCCUGGUGACGUCACCGGAGCCCGCCUGACCGCGCGCGCGCGUCACCUUCUCGUGCGACCAAUAGCGUACUGCGUACUCAAUACGCGCGCGUGUGUACGUGUAUUUGUACAUUCGUAUCGUUUUUUCUUAUAUAUAUAUUAAAAUGCAUGAAAAAUUUAAUAAUUUACUAAUAUAGAAAAAAAGCUUAAUAGUGAAAUCUUUAUACUUUAAAAUAACUAGCCACUCUAUCUUCUCUGUGUAUGUAAGAAAAAGUAAAAUUGUUCAUGUAUGAAAUACAUAUGAAAUAACAUAUCUAUUAAUUUGAAUUGAACCAAAUAAAUUGUUAUUGUUAAUUUUGAGGAAUGAAAAACGUAUAACAUCAUAUAUGUACCUACACGCAAUCAUCUGAUUUUGCGUGUCAAAGCUAUUUGAAAUAUUGUAUGUAUUGCAGUGUUAUAGAUUUUUUAAUAGUUUCUAUAUAUAUAUGAAAAUUUUCUAAUAUCAAUCAUACAUUACCAUGGAGAAAAAUGAUGUAACUUUUAGUUUGAAUCAAUAAUUUCUUUUAAUUCUUAAUGGCAACACCCAUAUCUUAUGGCUUAAGGUAUCAAUGACUACAGAUACGUAAAUAGCGCAAAAUAAUUCUAUUCUUUAUUAGAAAUGUAUCAGUUAUACAAAAAGAAAACAAAUCGUUCAGAAAAUUACUUUUAUACCGUGUCAUUUUUGUUCAUGAAGUAUUCUGGAAAUAAUUGCUUGUUGUUUGAACAAAAGAAAUAGAAAAUUUAAUGUCAGUUAAAGGACGGCUAGGAUUCAUUACUAAAUAAACUCGAAGACACGUUCGAUGAACUGUCAUGACAUUAGAUACAUUGACUUUCAUUUAUUCAAUUAUUUAUGAUACAAAUUUUAUUGUACUUUUAGUCAAACAUUUAGAAAAGCAUACAUUAUAGUACAUAAAUAUACCUUAACGUAUAAAUUCACAUUCAUCUAUAAAAUUAAACAGAAAAUUUUAAAAAGUUUUGAAAAAUUCCGAAGCCGGAAAUAUUAAAAUUUUGCGUACUUUAAAUGACAAGAACAGUUCUAUCGAGAUGUUCCAAGAUGGAUGGUUGCCAACAUUCUCUGCGUUGUAGCAUUGCCGCUAAUACGUAAAUAAAAUGUCACAACAGUAUUAUUUCUAAUUAAUUUAAACACACGAAUUAUAAUACUUUUCUGUUCCGAGAGUGACUUCCUUAGCUCUUACGACUGAACAGUAUGUGGGUAACAUUUAAAAAAAUAUAUAUCUUUGGAUCAAUACGUUUCAUUUGUUUAUAAAAGAAAACUAGAGACAGUGGAGAUAGAUGUGUUAUUCAUAUAUCAUGUAUCUGUUAAUUAAAAUAUUUAUAUUAAAAUUUAAUGUGGCUUCUUAUAUGUAUUAUUAGUAAUAGUAUUUUCUAUGUUAAUGUACAAAUCACCUACACGAGGUAUCAGUAAAACAGAACAGGGUUGUACUGUAGACCAAGUAUUUAUUAACGAUUAAUUAGUGAAAUUAGACAUAGGGUGUAUCGAAAUUUACAUAUGAUAUGAUUGUUUCAAAAAUAAUUAUACUGUUUUUAAAUUUCAACCCUGUGUUUUAGGUUAAGGCUUCUAGUUCUAGAAUUUAUAUUGUUCUAUCGUCAGUCAAACUAAGGAUAGAAACUUCUUCCAAAAUAUAGUUUAAUAAUUAUAUAAUUGCUUCCUUUUUACCAGUCGGUGUGACCGUGACUUAUUCAAAAUUCCUAUAUACUUAAUAGAAAAAUUUAAGGCAAGUAUACCAUUAGGCUUUUAGGGCUUCUCGUUACAGUGCGUCAACACAGGGCUAAUGAUCAACAUCGUUUGUCAUUCGUCAUGUUUAGACGGACUAUAAGUAAUUGUACUAGUGUUUAUGUAUCUCGUAGUGAAUCAAAACUAUAUUUAUAUAAUCAUUUAUUUAAAGAAAUUUGCUUUUAAAGAUAUAACGUACAAAUAUGUGUACUGCUAUUAUACAAUCGGCUUUUUCUAUGUAACUAUUCAGUAAUUUUAAACUUUUUAUACAAUGUACUUAAUCACGUGUUAUGGUAGGAUAAUGAUAAUAAUGUAUACCAGAAUUAAAUUUUCUUUAAUAUCUAACAUGUAAUAUCGUUCAAUAGCAAACUAAGAGCUAUGCAUUAUUUUCAAUAUUUGCUUAGCAGCUGAUUUCGUGGUUAAGUACUGUUUUAAUGUAAUUGACAAAAUAAAUAAAUUUAUUGUACAAAUUAUAAUAGACGACUGAAACAUUUACUACUGUUACUACGAGUAUAAUAUUAUAUAGAUCUUGUGAUAUUUGUCGAUGUUCAAAUACGAAUUUAUUAUAAAUGUUAAAAAUUAUCUUUUAUGAAAUUUUAUCUGUUCGUCAACACUGUUAUAUUAAUAAAAAUUUUAAUUAAACAUUAAUGCUGUCUCCAUAUUAUGUUAUUUGACUUUGUUCAAAGAAGUUUGUGCCAAAAAUAUAACAUUGUAUAAUAUUUGAAUAUAUUUCUUACAUUUAACACUAUUCCAGUGUUGGCAUAAAGCAGUUAAAAUAAAGAUAAAUAGAUUACUAAUAUAUUGAAGAAUUUUCGAAUAGUCAGGGCGGUGCUGGCGCCGCAACAUUCAAUAAAACUUAGUCCAAUGUGAUGCUUUUAUAAACCAAUAUGAUGAAUUGUUCUAGAAUUUAAAUAUAAAAUGUAUUGAUAUUUA